UUGUUACCAGGCAGACAGAACUUUCCAACAUGGCGGCGUCGAGCAACGCAGAGCAAACGCAGUUGCAGGACAUGGACGAGGAAGAUGCGGGGAUGGAGGAGAGGGAGAUGGACUCGGACGAAGGGGAGGAGGACGGCAUGGGAGAAGAAAAUUCAGACGACGAAGAGGACGACUCGUCUGAAGAUGAGAAAGAAAACGAAGCUGAAAUCCAGCGUUUAGAGGAGCAGCUGUCGAUCAAUGCCUUUGAUUACAACUGCCACGUGGAUCUCAUCAAACUUCUGAAGCAGGAGGGCGAGCUUCUGCGUCUGCGAAAGGCGAGGCAGAAGAUGAGUGAGCUGUUCCCGCUCACCGAAGAGAUCUGGCUGGAUUGGCUGAAAGACGAGAUCCGCCUGAGUGAAGAGGAGCCAAACCGGGAGAAAGUUUAUGAACUCUUUGAGAAAGCUGUGAAAGACUACAUCUGUCCAGACAUUUGGCUGGAGUAUGCUCAGUAUUCAAUCGGUGGCAUGGGCUCCCCGGGGGGAAUCGACAAAGUGAGAGCCAUCUUUGAGCGAGCUGUGACAGCUGUGGGGCUUCACAUGACCAAGGGACAGUUUGUGUGGGAGGCGUACAGGGAGUUUGAAAACGCCAUCCUGUCCACACUACAGCCUCCCCCUGGCAGGAUCCCCAGCCGCGAGGAGAAAGAGCUGCUGAACGCUCAGCUCGGGAGAAUCCAUACUCUGUUUCGCCGCCAGCUGGCCAUUCCCUUAAUGGAGAUGGAGGCGACCUAUGCAGAGUAUGAAGAGUGGUCGGAAGACGGCGUGCCUGAGACGGCCGCACAUCAGUACAAAAAGGCUUCGCUGCAGAUGGCAAAGUGCAAACCCUUCGAGGACUCUCUGCUGGUAGCAGAAACUCCUAAGCUGGCGGAGUAUCAGGCCUACCUCGACUUUGAACUGAAGGAGGGCGAUCCAGCUCGGGUCCAGAUCACCUUUGAGCGGACUAUGGCGGAGAACUGCCUGGUACCAGACAUGUGGGCGAAGUACAACAAUUAUCUGGAUCGUCAGCUGAAGAUUAAAGACUUGGUUCUCUCCACUCAUGAGCGAGCUGUCAGGAACUGUCCCUGGACCAUGGGCCUGUGGAAGAGCUACCUGCUGGCUCUGGAGAGGCACGGAGCGGACCACCACACAGUUUCAGAUGUGUUCGAAAAGGCGCUGAAUGCGGGUUUCAUUCAAGCGACAGAUUAUGUAGAAAUCUGGCAGGCGUUCCUGGACUACCUGAGGAGACGUGUGGAUUUCAGUAAAGAAUCAAGUAAAGAGUUGGAGGAGCUGCGGGGAGCGUUCUCUCGCUCUUUAGACUACAUGAAGCAGGACGUUGAAGAGAGGUUCGGUGAAAGUGGAGAUCCUUCUUGUCUUAUAAUGCAGAACUGGGCCAGGAUAGAGGCCCUUCACUGCAAGAACAUCCAAAAGGCGAGAGAACUGUGGGACAGCAUCAUGACCAAGGGGAACGCCAAAUACGCCAACAUGUGGCUGGAGUACUACAACCUGGAGAGGUCUUAUGGAGACCCCGUUCACUGUCGGAAAGCUCUCCACAGAGCCGUCCAGUGCACCUCCGACUACCCCGAGCACGUGUGUGAAGUCCUGCUGACCUUUGAGAGAGUCGAGGGGUCUCUGGAGGACUGGGACAUGGCCGUGCAGAAGACGGGGACUCGGCUGAACCGGGUUAAUGAGCAGAGAGCGAAGGCGGCCGAGAAAGAAGCCAACAUGGCUCGCCAAGAGGACGAGAGAAAUGAUAACAGGCGGAAAGCCAAGUCAGAGAAGAAGGUUCAGAAGAAGUUCCAGAAGGGAAGUCGAGUCGGGGAGAAGAGGAAAGCGGAGCAGGAUGAUUAUCACGACGAGUGGAACGAAGACCCGGAACAAGCUCCCAAAAGACAAAGAGGAAACAGAGAUCAAACUACAGAGGAGUCCAUGGAGACGGAGGCGGGUCAGUUCGGGAGGAAACCUCCGCCCGGAUAUAAACCUGCUCCUCCCGGCGCUAAAAAAGCCCAACACGGCGCUCUGGGAGACGCCCCGAAGAGGAGCGACGACAAGCCAGAGCUCCGCAACGACGACAGCAGCGUGUUCAUCAGCAACCUGAUGUACACGCUGGAGGAGCCCGAGGAGAAGCUCAGGACGCUGUUUGAGAUCUGCGGCCCCAUCAAACAGAUCCGCCCCGUCUUCGGCACCAAAGGGACGUUCAAAGGAUACGGCUACCUUCAGUUUGAGUCUCCGGUGUCCGUGCCCGAAGCGCUGAAGCUGGACAGACGGGAGGUGGAGGGCAGGCCGAUGUUUGUGUCGCCCUGUGUCGACAAAAACAAGAACCCGGACUUUAAGGUGUUUAAAUACAACAUCACCUUGGAGAAACAGAAAAUCUUCAUCUCUGGGCUGCCGUUCUCCUGCACCAAGGAGCAGCUGGAGGAAGUCUGCAAGAGUCACGGUGUCAUCAAAGAAGUUCGUCUGGUCACAUAUCGCUCAGGAAAACCCAAGGGUCUGGCUUACGUGGAGUUUGCAGAUGAGGCUCAGGCCUCUCAGGCGGUUUUAAAAAUGGACGGCAUGGAAAUAGAGGGCAACAAGAUCACUGUUGCCAUUAGCAACCCUCCGCGCAGAAACCUCAGUGAUAGACCUGGUUCCAGCAGGGACAUGGCAGACUUGAUGCCCCGUCAGGCCUAUGGAUCGAGAGGACGAGGACGCACCCAGCUCUCCUUACUCCCCCGCUCGCUGCACAGACAGAGCGCUCCUGUGGGCAAAGUGGAGAACGGGACGACGUCAGGCGGCCAGGCGGCGAAUGCAGCCGGAGAGACGAAACCUUUGUCAAACUCGGACUUUGCCAGAAUGCUUCUCAGCAAGUGAGAAGGCGAGGGAGAGAGAGGUUUAACCGCCUGCGCACUGAAAGCCAUCGUGUGUCCUUACAAAUUAGUGUUGGUGAUUUUUCUGUGAUUGGAUAUCCGGCUUCCCUUUAAUCUCCUUCUCAUCGUGUGUUCGGCCCUAAUCUCGCCACUUCCUGCCCUCCAUUAUAAAACAUUUCAACCAGGACAUUUCAUCAGCGUGGCAGGUUGACUUUUAUUUCGUUUUCUUUCCAGAUGGCCAACAGGCUGUUUUAUAUUAAAAAAAAAAACAAAGUGUAUGAUAUUUGUGUGUAAAUAUACUGUACCUAAAAUUGUUCGCCUCAUGUUGCAAAGUGUCUUCUUCUUCUGUGGUGUCAUGUUCAGUAGAGCUGAGAAGACCGUGGGGAAGAGUUUUUUUUUUUUUUACAAGAGUCCAAACAGACACAUUUGUUUGGAAAGGCUGUGCGUGCGUGUGUGUGUGUACACGGUGGCUGAGAAGUUCAAACCACAAUUACAAAGUCUGAAACAUUUUUUACCAAGGACAGAAAAAACUGACAUUUCAGAAAACACAUUUUAGACAAGAAAGAAUCUGGCCAUGAAGGGACUGUACCAAAUGCUAAAAGUGACUCAGUGAGGGGUCAAGUAGUUUGUUUUGGCGUCCGUGCAAAAUGUGUUGUAUGGAGUUUAUGCUGAACGAAUGUUUUAUCCUUUUUCUUGGAACUCCCUUGAGACGGUUAACGCCGUCUCUCCAUCAAAACGAACGACCUCACUCGUUCACUCAGUCACACCUGGGUCACAUUUGGUACAGUCCCUCUCCGGUGAGAUUCUGUUGUCUGUGAAAGUGUUCUGUCACUUAUAUGUUUGUCUUAGUGCUCAUCAAAGCGUUUCGCGUCUUGUGAAUGUGCUUUAAAAAAUUUAAAUUCAGUCGCUUGCUGGGAAUCUUCCUGAAGAUUUCCUGAUGUGUUCACACAUCGUCUCAACUCAACUUGAUGCAGAAAUUUGACUCGUGGCUAGCCGGUAAAAGUCGGGCUGAAAAAUGCUGCUGUUGGUAUUCACACCUGCAGCUCACACUGAACAUUUAGAGACAUUUUCAGGAGUUAACUUUUAAUUUUAUUAAAAAAAAGUUUUAAUGUAAAUUUGUCUCAAGCUUUGCAGAAGUGUUUCACACUUUGUAAUUUUGGUUUGUGCUUUCCAGCCACCGCGUGUGUGCGUGUUGAACUUUAUUGACAAAAAAAAUUCAACUAUUUUUUGGGUUUCUCUGAUUAAUGUGAGGGUUUCUGAAGAUGUUCGGCAGCAGGGCUAGCAGUGAUUUAUUGUUUUCUUUAUUUAACUAUCAUCUCUGAUUUAGUGGACUGUUAACUAUCGAUAUUAUGCUGCUAUAGCGUUGUAGUGUCCUGCUAACAAGUUUGAGUUUCAUGGCUUCAUCUUAUUAUAAAAUCUGCCCGAAUAUCAAACUUCUAAACCUUGAUAUCUGUGGUCGUGUUUUCACAUCUGCAGUCUCAUCAUCUCUCAUCUCUGCUGGUACGAGCAGUCUGUUCACGUUAAAAAAAAAAAAAAAACAUCCAGUGAUGUUAGUUUCCACCAAGCGGUCUGGUUUGGUAACAGUAAACUCUGCUAAACCUCAGAGGUUGUCCAUCAGGCCGAGUUACGCGCUGAAAGGAGUUUAAAAAAAAAACAGUCUCGCAAUGACUCUUAACAUCCACAGGAUAUUCAAACAUGGUGAUAUUUGUGUUUGACCUUUAUUAUCACUGUUGAUCAGGAAAUGACUAUUCUUUCGACCAAUCAACGGACUACAGUGUGUCUAGCUCCGCCCUGUAGGGUCGGAUCAGUACGCCCGACACCCUGACAGAAGGGAAGCAGAAAAAGGGAUCGGUUAUUUUGGUAUCCUUAACCAACUUUUGACAGUGGAGACGCCAAUGAAUGUGAACUGAACCAGACCGUGUGGUGGAAACAGGGCUUAAGAGAUUUGGAGAGAAAAGUACCACCCCCACAUAUUACCUGGUUAAAGUCAAAGAGAUACAAUAAACAGGAGAGCGCUUGCUUUGGGGUUUGAAAAGUUUCAGAAGUUGAUCAAUCUGGAAGCCCGAAGCGGAUGUGCAUCCAGAUGUUUUAAGACUUUUUCCCCCGUGAGAACGAAAACAUUUUCUUGAGAUCUUUUGUUUCUUAACAACGCUGGUUUUACCCACGAUCAUUUUUUUAGCAGCUUUCUUGAGAUCUCGACAAAUUAUCCUUUUAUCACAGGAAAGCCAGCGUUGUUGUCUCAAGAUAACCUGACAAGUAGUCGAGGACUCUAGAAAAAAAACUAAGUGUACUCGUUAUCACCAGAAAACAGAGCUCAGAUUCGAACCCGGUUCCUCUGCUCAGAGGACUACAGCCUUUGUACAUGGUGGUGUGACUUAACCGCUAGGCCAUCAGCAUCUGGAACUUUUAAAAAAAUAUUAAAUUGUUCAAAGUCUAAAAUAAACAAUGCGGUCAUUUUUCUGUUCUGCACUAAGAUCAUUGUUUGGACAAUAAAAAAAACAUUUGAUUGCA
Molecule: messenger RNA, 5368 nt
Organism: Labrus bergylta (ballan wrasse)
Lineage: Eukaryota; Metazoa; Chordata; Actinopteri; Labriformes; Labridae
Gene: sart3
Product: spliceosome associated factor 3, U4/U6 recycling protein
Biological process (GO): RNA processing
Molecular function (GO): RNA binding; protein binding
Source: RefSeq, a predicted model, not a curated record